Messenger RNA from Rhineura floridana, 3908 nucleotides. RefSeq lists its product as uncharacterized. Gene Ontology annotation, cellular component: cytoplasm. Lineage: Eukaryota; Metazoa; Chordata; Lepidosauria; Squamata; Rhineuridae. Gene Ontology annotation, biological process: protein dephosphorylation. The coding region runs from base 339 to 1490 and encodes 383 amino acids. Gene Ontology annotation, molecular function: protein tyrosine/serine/threonine phosphatase activity. The record is from RefSeq and is a predicted model, not a curated record. The transcript has 5 exons.
AUCUCUCUGAGUUAGGGGUUCCUUCCCGGCAAGUGCAGCCCAAGGCGAUUCCCAAGGGCCGCAUCUGGAACUUUAUCCUAAACUUUGCUGAGUUCCGCAGCUGAACAGCGCGCUGCAACUUCCUGCAACGCACGCGCGUCCAGGCGGAGAAAGGAAACUCCGUCCCCGGCUCGGGGUGUGUGUGGGAGAGAGAGAGAUGGGCGAAGAGGGAUCUGGAAGCGGGGCUGCGCUGGAGUGGAUGGCGUGCAGGCUGGAUCUCCCAUGAACUGCUGUAAAACCAGAGCUGUCAUAUUGCAGGUUGAGAGUCUAGAGACCAUCUGUUCUUCCAUUUGGAUGCAAUGGAAUCAGCAGCAAGCACAAUGUUGAACAAAGGACCCGAUUCUAGGAAAAAUGGGGUUACAGCCUUGUUUACAAAGCAUCUUUGGAAGGCCUUGCAUCUGUCUUCCCCUGUGGCACUUUCCCAGCACCACACAGGUUCCUGCCCAGACUUGGUGAUGAACAGGAAUGAAGUGCUGGAACAAAAGAUCAGCAUCAGAGAAGCCUCUUCCAGGUCCCAGUCACCCAUGAAGAUUCACCAGCCACUGUGCUUAUCUAUCUCAUCAGAUGGUACCAGGCAGUACAAUGGCCUGGUCUCUCCAGAGAACCUUCAUGCUCAGAUGAAGCAAGCCCACAGUGGUGGGGCAGCCAGCAGCACAGGUUUACUGGAACGGGUGUCCUUGUUCUGUGCCUCUGUAUCCAAAUCUACCACGUCCAAGCCAGUGGAGUCUCCAUCCAAGCCCAAGUCUUCCAUCCAGGCAUCUUUGCUUUCUCCAUUGCUGUGGAAAGGCAAUUUUGAAUUCAAUUCCAGCCCCUUGUCUGUUUCUAGCUCCAUGAAGAGCCACCAUGGGAGUCUCAAAUCUCGGGCAGCCAGUGACCCAAAGCCAAGGGAGGUGCAGACAGGCUUCAGUUUCUUGGAACCGAUCAUUGCCAGGGUGACGGAUUGCAUCUAUCUGGGGAACCUCUGUGCAGCUUACAGUGGGCAGGCGCUUUGCAAGAACAACAUUGACAGCAUCAUUGACAUGAGCAGUUUGCCCAAGGACUGCAGACUGAGCUUCAUCCCCUGCACUUGUAGCCGAGGGCCCCAACAUAGCUGGUCCCGCCUCAAGGUGCACAUCCCAGGGCCUUUGGAGGAGGAAUGCCUGUCUCUGCAGCAGCCAUGCUUCUGGGACAUCAAUGAGUGCCUUGAGGCCUCUCUGGAGAAAAGAAAGCGGGUUCUGAUUCACUGCAGGGAUGGCUACUCUCUGGCUCCUACCUGUGUUAUUCAGUACCUGAUGGUCAAGCAUCACAUGAGACUGCUGGCCGCUUACAAGUUUGUCCGAGCAAGGUACCCAGUUAACAUCCGAGGGUGCCACCAAGACCUGCUGGUGGGUCUGGAGAGAUCUCUGUGGCCUGGAGAAGUGGACAUGGAGUGCUCUAAACAGGCCAUGUCGAGGAAGAUGGCAUGGACAUAGGGCCAAACUAGCAUGCCAGGGCAGCAGUUUCAUGUGUUUAAACAGAACUGUCUCGGGCAUGUAGAAAGAGGGUGCUGCAUGUGCCUUAAGCCUCCUCUUGCCUGCAACCCCUCUCCCAGCUUACUUCCAGUAUUUAACAGGACUAACUUUUUUUACUCCAGGAGCCGCAUGCCAGUGGAGCCUUGUGGCCAAAGUGAAAGUGGGAAUGGCCACUCUGGACCCACUGUUUCUUGCACUCACCCACUGGCAGACACACAUACAGCACACUCUCAUCACCCAUCCAGAGCAAGCACACAUACAGACAGCUUAAACACUCACACAUAUGCCGGUGCAAAUUCUGUCUCUCGUUCAUAAACACACGGCACACGAUGCACACACACACACACACACACACACACACACACUCAUCCCCAUUACACUACUGAGCUUUCUGGAGAGGUUUAAAUCUCUCUACCAAGCACAGCAGUGCAGUGCAGAGGACAAUCCCAGUGUUUCCUCUUCAGAGACUGGUCUCUGAAAACCAGAGACAGUGGCUUUCCUCCCAAUUUCAACACUGUGCUGGAAGGAGAGAAACCAUUUGAAAAGGCUUGGCAGGCCUGAUUUGGCCCAUGGCCCAUGGGUUUACCACCCUUGUGGAACUGCUGCCAUCAUGCCUAGCUUGCCUGUUAUGCGGUAAAUAAUAGAAUACUAUGAAGUGCCACGUGAGCACUAAUGCAUAGUCUGAGCCUGUUCCACAAGGCCUUUUGAUGCCAUUAUGAUGUUUCUAAUAUAAAGAAGCUGCCUUGUAUUGAGCUGCCUUAACCCAUUGGUCCAUCCUCACCCAGUAGGUUCCUUUGCAGCCCAACAAUCAGAGAUCCUUCAGUGGAAGAUGCCAAGGACUGAUCUUAUAUAUCAAAAAAAAAAUGUGCUGUUGCUGAGCUAUGGGGGCAGGGCUAUAUUUAUCCUGCAUUUAUUAUAAAAAAUAUUCGGUGGUGGUGGUUUUCUCCCCAUAUUUUUCCUGAUUUGGCUAGUAUUGAGUAGGGUAAGACACUGAAGCUCCACUCUUCCACCACUGGAAAUCUUAGCUGGGUUUCUGAAGUUGAUCAGGGAUUGUCAAGACAUUUUCAAGCAAAUAUUUACAAAUACUUAAAAAGCUGCUUUUUAAAAAAACAUGAAAACUGAGUUUCCCAGAAAAUGAAAAUACACAUCCGGUACCACAAUCUGUGAAGGUUUUUGUAUGUGUGCUCCUGUGAAAUUGCAAUUUUGUGUACAGCCCUGACCCUCGCUUAGAUGUUGGGAAGCACAAACACAUUCUUAAAUUGCCCACUUCAGUGAGGUAAAUGGCUCUGUAGCAGCCAAGUCUGUUUCCAUAACUCUGUAAAUGGGAUAAUUCAGUCCAUUCAUCAAAAAGGCAUUGUAGCCCUCUUAUUUGUCAAGGAAAUUUUGCAAUGUAGAACGUUUAAAGUGGAGAUGUAGAAUGUUUAAAGUGAAGAUUGUCUUGACAGCACAUUCCAGCUGCAACAAGAUAUAAGUUUGUCACAUCCUGAUAUUUGUAUAAAAGUCUCUCAGUCAGGGACAGAUAGGGCACUGGAGAGGAAGCAUGUUGUCAGUAGUGGAAUUUAAAUUUGGUGCUUAAAAAUCCCAGAUUCUAUGUUUGGAAUAAAGUAGAUAUUUAUUCUUUCUUCUGGGCUGUAAUCUUGCUUGUUUUUUCAGAUUUUAUCUUGUCGUUUCAGAAUUUGGACUUUUUAAAUUAGGAAUACUAGCCCAUUUUGUCCAUAGCAGGCUGAUGCAGAUUAUUGGUUGCCAUGUGGUACUAAGGGGAGGCAUGUCUGUAUAGAUUUGGAUGUGGGGUUGGGAAGUGAGUUGCCCUUGAGCCUUGUUCUAUAGCGCCUGAAAAAGGCUAUGAAUUUUUUGACACUAUCAGUCAGUAGGGCUGUGGAAUUUUAACACAACAUGCACAACAGACAGUGUGGAUGCUUUGCGUUCCUAUGGUUCCUCCAAAUCUGUUUCAAUAUAAUUCCCUGACAGUAGCUGAGUAGCAAUGAACACACAAUCUUUUCUUUACUCUGCCUUCCCCACUACCAUACUGAUCUUCCCCCUUUAAAAAAUCCAGUACAAAGCAUGGUUCAAAACAUGAUAGUUUUGCAUCUCCCCUAUUGUGUUCUCCAACUAGCUUGGCCAAUAUUCACGGUGCUGGUGAAGCAAACAUCAUCCCUCCUGUGCACUCUCCGGGAGUAAGCCAGAAAUUCAGCUACUAUUGAUUGUACCAGUUGGCGGUUGAUAGGCAGGCAGUCUGGCAUGAUGCAAACUUAUCCAGGUGACAAACAUUGAUGCUACAACACUUGAUCAUUUGUAAGGCAUUUUGAUCAAAUUUAGGCUUAAAAUGUGUUAUCCGCUAACAGUGUUUUUACAAUGUGAGAUGUGACGUUAAAUAAAGAG